AUGGUCCUCGCGGUGACGACGUCCGUCGACCUCGGCGACGGCGUCGUCGUCAAACUCCGAGAAGAACGCGACAACGAGAGCGUCCCUCUGCGCACGGGCUGCCGCGUGUGGUCGUGCGCGCGUCUGCUGUCGUCCUGGCUCGCGUCGCCCGCGAUCGCGUCGACCUUCGUUCGCGACCGCGACGUUUUAGAGCUCGGCGCGGGCGUGGGCGCGGUGGGACUGACGUGCGCCGCGCUCGGCGCGUCGUCCGUGACGAUGACGGACCGCGACCCGGCGACGCUGUCGCUGUCGCACGCGAACGCGCAAAUAAACGGUCAUUACUCCGGCGUUUCACCCUGCGACGUGUCCGUUAUCGCGCUCGACUGGGACGACGUGUCCUCGUAUCUCUCCGACGAGACGAAUGGUUACGGGCUGAUCGUCGCCGCGGACGCGUUGUACCUCCCCGAGCACUGCGCGUCGCUUCCGCGCGCGGUCGCGGCGCACGUCGCCCCCGGCGGCGUCGUCGUCAUCGCGUGCGGGCUGCGACGCGCGGGGCUGCUCGAGGAGCUCGUGGCGCAGCUGAGGGAGUGCGGGCUGGGGGACGACUUGGACGUGGACGGGAACGCGCUCGCGCUGCGGCGCGACGAGGGCGACGACGACGCCGCGGUCGCGACGGCGUCGGAGCACGCGCACGACGGCGAGCAGAUCGCCGCCGCGGGCGGGUACGUGCUGAUAACGGCGCGCGUGGGCGAGGAUUGGACGCCGCCAAGCGCGUUGUCGAGAGAGGCGGUGCGAGAGGCGAAGAGAGCGAAGGAGGAGGAGGAGGAGGAGGAGAGUUUGGACGGCGGCGGCGGCGCGGUGAAAAAGGUUCGCUCCGCCGCGCCGACCGCCGCCGCGCCCGCCGCCGCGAGCGACGACGAUGACGACGACGACGAUGCCGAUAUCCUGAGCGAGGUGAACUCUGACGCGAACAGCGCGAUGGGCGACUUCCUGGACGAGUUCGCGGAGCUAGACGCGAACGAUGACGACGACGACGACGACGACGCGAGACGACGCCGAUUCGCCGCGAACGCGGCUUCGUCGGACGACGACGACGACCACCACGACGCGCCAGAGUGGCCGCCCUACCGCGUCGUCGUCGCCGCGUCCGAGACGGCGACGUCCUCCCUCGACCCGGCGACGAUCGCCGCGUGCGUCGCGUCGUUGACGAUCAACGGCUUCGUCGUCGUGGAGGGGAACAGCGACGGCGGCGGCGGGAUCGUUCCAGACGAACUCGCCGCGCGAGCGAAGGACGCGUCGGCGACGUACCUCCACGAGCUGCUCGCCAACGGCGUGCGCGACAGACGAGGUCUCGACCCGUGCGCGGACAUCUUCCGCUACGCGGAGGUGUGCAGCCGAGCGCGCGGCGGGCGGCGGUACGACGUCACCGCGGAGCGUCGGCGAGCGGGCGCGGCGGGCGAGGGACGAGGCCCCGCCUCGACGGCGGCCGCGNCCACGCCCGCCGCCGCCGCGUGGGACGCCCUCCGCGUCGCGACCGAUCCGUUCGUGACGCCGAUCCUCGCCGCGUCCGGGUUGAUGUCCCCGGACCCGGACGGGGGCGACGGCGCGGGGAGGUCGGUCGUCACCGCGGUCGGGUGCGUGACGUCGAGGCCCGGCGCGCCGGCGCAGCGCUUUCACGCGGACGGCGUGAAGCGCGGGAUCGUCAACGUCUUCGUUCCCCUCGUUCACGUCACGAAAUUGAACGGGCCGACCGCGUUCAAGCGCGGGUCGCACGCUUGGGACCACGACGCCGCGUACUUGGACGCGAGGCAGAGGAAGCUGAGGGAGGACGCGGAGGAGAUCGCGCCGGAGCUCGCGCGCGGGUCGCUUCUGAUGUACGACUACGCCGUCGUGCACGCCGGCGGCGGGAACGGCGGGGACGCCGACCGGCCGCUCGCGUACGUCAUGCACUCGCGCGCGGGGGUGGAGGACACGUGGAACUUCCCGGACGAGUCCGUGUGGGACUGA
Molecule: messenger RNA, 1986 nt
Organism: Micromonas pusilla CCMP1545
Lineage: Eukaryota; Viridiplantae; Chlorophyta; Mamiellophyceae; Mamiellales; Mamiellaceae
Product: methyltransferase/phytanoyl-CoA dioxygenase
Exons: 1
Coding region: 1-1986 (661 amino acids)
Source: RefSeq, a predicted model, not a curated record